CGUACUGUAGCUGCCAGUAGUGCAGACCAAGUGUUCCACAUAUAUAAAAGAAUUAUAUAUAGAGAUACAAAGGGGCUAAAGGAGUAGUAGUAUACAUACAUCAACACCCCACAUACUCCUAUACACUUCAAAGAUUUGCAGGCUCGCAUCAAGGAUGGAUGACUUCACUUUCCCCACUCUCCAUGCAGGAGUGCAGCUUCUUCCAUCAGCAUUCCCGCACCAGCUCGGCCUUGGUGGCUCCCCUUCGCCGUGGUUCCUCGCCGCUGCUGCCGAGGAGGAGGAAGAGGAGGAGGAGAAGAUGGACAUGCUGUGGGAGGACUUCAACGAGGAGCUCGCGAGCGUGCCGCCGCUGUGCCCGCUGAGCCCUGUGAUCAACAAGGGAGGGCUGGCGAUGAAGGAGGCGGCCGGCUGGCUCGACGACGACGAGAUGAUUGUCCUUGACCUGGAGAAGCACGGCAAGCAUAUGCACCCUCAGGACGGCAGGGUGGUCCGGCGCCGGAAGUGGAGCCUGAUGCUGAUGCUCAGGCUCGUCAAGAAGCUGUUAAUGGUCAAGAAGUACAGGAACCCGAGAACUGCACCCAUCUGAUCUCGUCCUCGUCACAUGGGCUUAGGUUGCUACCCACCUCCAAGAAAUCAAUGGCGGAUGAGAUGAGUGAUACAGAACAGAGUAGUAUGUCUACUUGAUGUUUCUCUGUCAUCAGGAUGUUUUUCCUCCUCAAAGUAGUGUUUUCCUGGCUAUCGAUAGUACUACUACUAUCCUAACUACCUGUGAUUUGACUCUGAAUUCGAUACAUUGUUUAUUUGUCAGCGUUUAAAUCGCA
Messenger RNA from Zea mays, 821 nucleotides. RefSeq lists its product as uncharacterized. The transcript has a single exon. The record is from RefSeq and is a predicted model, not a curated record. The coding region runs from base 155 to 586 and encodes 143 amino acids. Lineage: Eukaryota; Viridiplantae; Streptophyta; Magnoliopsida; Poales; Poaceae.